This is a messenger RNA of Echinops telfairi (small Madagascar hedgehog), 1347 nucleotides long. RefSeq names its product solute carrier family 35 member F4 (gene SLC35F4). Lineage: Eukaryota; Metazoa; Chordata; Mammalia; Afrosoricida; Tenrecidae. The transcript is spliced from 4 exons. The coding region runs from base 501 to 1136 and encodes 211 amino acids. The record is from RefSeq and is a predicted model, not a curated record.
GGUGUCCCGCUUUGUCCCGCUUUACCAAUGUUAAAAUCUGGUCGCCUUAUCUUAGCUGCAUCAACAGGAUGCCCCUCAAAUCCAGUUCUGGUACUGUGGAGAUCUUCAGGUAUGUGCAUUGCCCCAAGAAGCAGAUCAAAAUGUUUCCUGAGUGACGUGAAGCCAGAGAACACAGCAGAGAGGAAAGGACUUAGACGCGAGGUCCCAUGACGACCUUCAUCGGUAGGAUUUGGAAAUACGUGAAACUAACCCUGACCAUCCCUUUAAUGUGAAUGUGAGCAGUUCUCAUAUUCUGUGAUUGGGUGAGAUCCUCCGAUGUCUUGAGUCCUGGGCUUUCCUGCUUUUGCGCAUCUAUGUGCAGGAGGUAAUUAGGUGUGAGGAGGCACCCAGCAGCUCUCAUGAAGUCUUGAACUGCUUGCUCUGGAAUAGAGGCACCAAUAUGUUUUUCUUUCUCUCCCUCUAUUCUGCUGCGUUCCAUUCGACAGAUAGUUGCUGCAAUAAUGGCAAUCACCGGCAUCGUCAUGAUGGCAUAUGCAGAUAAUUUCCAUGCAGAUUCCAUCAUAGGAGUGGCGUUUGCAGUGGGCUCUGCCUCAACGUCUGCAUUAUAUAAGGUUUUGUUUAAGAUGUUUCUCGGAAGUGCCAACUUUGGGGAAGCAGCUCACUUUGUCUCCACCUUGGGGUUCUUCAAUUUAAUCUUCAUCUCCUUCACCCCGGUCGUCCUGUAUUUCACCAAGGUGGAGCACUGGUCCUCCUUCGCAGCCCUGCCGUGGGGCUGUCUCUGUGGCAUGGCGGGGCUGUGGCUGGCCUUCAACAUCCUGGUGAAUGUCGGUGUGGUGCUGACCUACCCAAUCCUAAUUUCCAUUGGGACAGUGCUCAGCAUUCCUGGAAAUGCAGCUGUGGAUCUCCUGAAGCAGGAGGUGAUAUUCAAUGUUGUCCGCCUGGCCGCUACCAUCAUUAUCUGCAUUGGGUUUCUGUUGAUGUUAUUGCCCGAGGAAUGGGAUGAAAUCACCCUGAGAUUCAUCAACAGCCUGAAGGAAAAGAAGAGCGAAGAGCAUGCGGAGGACGCCGCCGACUCCGGUGUCCACCUGAGAAGCAGAAACCGCGCCAACGGGACAGUGUCGAUCCCUCUGGCUUGAAGAGAAAGACGCCUUUUUGAAUGCACGUGUAUGUAUAUUCUGUGAAUAUAAUAAAAUUUUCUCACUACUUGUACACUCAAAUGACAGUACUAAUUCUAAAUUUGGAUAAAUCAUAUGUGAAAUAAUACCAACAAUAAAAGUUUACAUCUAUUUGCUUACCAAGGAAGUGAUGUAAAUAAUCAUAAUAAAUUCAUAACAAAUUUUUUAUUAA